Mycotypha africana is the source of this 2670-nucleotide messenger RNA. RefSeq lists its product as uncharacterized. Gene Ontology annotation, biological process: regulation of transcription by RNA polymerase II. Gene Ontology annotation, molecular function: transcription coregulator activity. Lineage: Eukaryota; Fungi; Mucoromycota; Mucoromycetes; Mucorales; Mycotyphaceae. The record is from RefSeq and is a predicted model, not a curated record. The coding region runs from base 1 to 2670 and encodes 889 amino acids. Gene Ontology annotation, cellular component: SAGA complex. The transcript has 2 exons.
AUGAAUGGUUUAGAUCCAUCUUUAAAAACUGCUUCAAUAGAUAAUAAUAAUAAUAAUAAUAAUAAUAGUUUGAAAAAUAACUGCUUGCUAUUGACUGACAUACCAUUAUUCGAACCGCAAGCAGAAGAUAUAUUAACAGAUGAAGAUCUAUUGGAUUUAUUUCGAAUUGUCAAGCAAGUCUUACGUAAAAAUCCUGACACUGAAAGGUUAGCAAAGCUACUUUUUUGCAUGUCCUAUGCUUUAGGCGAUCAUAUCAAAUUUAGCAAACCUUGUCAUGAAGACAGAAUUGUCUUUCGUGAUCAUCAUUCAGCAGUCUAUUCAGUUCGGUUACCCAGCUCAAGUUCGUGUUGUAACCAAACAGAUAGUACUACUACUCCUACUGUCUCUUCAUCCAAUGCUUUAAAACAAGGCAUCCUUCUGAAUGAUAAUACCACUUCUUCUACUACCGCUAUUGUCCCACCUUCCUCCUCUUCUGCAUUUAACUAUUCUCCAAAUGAUAUACUAAAACAGAAUAAUAAUGAUACUGUACAGAAAUGGGUGGAUUCAUCCGCAUCCAUGGCGACUUCUAUUACUUCACCUUCUUCGAUCUCUGCAACUCUUCGCCCGCCGUCCAUCUCGGGCCCAACAUCCAACAAUGGAACCAAUAACACGACGCAAUUACCAUCCGCUUUUACUUCCAAUAUAACCAAUGCAUCUUCACUCCCCGAGAUAGCAUCACAUCCUCAUCCUCUAGCAGCUACUGCUACUGCUGCUGAUUCUGCUUCUGCACUGAGACAUCACUCACCUUUCCGACCUAUUUAUACUUCAACAAACUCAACGGGUACAGACCUUUCAGCCAUCCCUUCAGCAGCAGCAGCAGCAGCUGCAACAGUCCCUAACACUUUCAACGGACGAUCGCCUUCCAUAGCUUCCACAGGAACGUCUUAUACUACACUUCAUCAACGUCAGCUCUCACACCAUCAACUACCCGAGCUCGCAGAGAUCUCUUUGCUGUCAAACACGCCACCUCCACCUCCGCCAUCUACAUCCGCUGCUGGCCAUCAACGUGCUUCAACACCUAUCCCAACUGCUAUCUUACCAGACAUCAGCAACAGUACCACCAGUAAUAGCAAUGGACGCUUUAUUAUUCCGGCACUUUCAGCAGUCCCUCCUCCAAUCCAUCAUCAUCAUCAUCACCAACAACAUCAACAGCAACAACCUUCAAUUACAAACACGACAAACGAAGUAGUCAUGGAGCCUCAACAGAGAGGCUUUUAUUAUCAAGACGGGCGAAUUGCUCGCGAGCCAGUUUUACUCCAACGCUAUGCCGAGCAAGGUAUCCUCACUCAAGCAUCCUUAAUGAGGAAACGUAAACGCCAACAAUCCGUUGACGGUACCCCUCCUUAUGAAUUAUCCAACAACAUGCCCGUUGCUACAAAAAAGCCAAAAAUACCUCACCGCCAUGGUGAAUUCGAACAGAGACGUGACGAUAUCAUUCACAGACUGCGAACCAUCACGAUGGCCGACCUCGAACAAAAAGCACAACGAUUACCGCACCCUUUCACGCUUGCCAUUGACGAUUCUGCCACGAUUGCAGAAGACGUUCUACGCUCGACAGUGGCAAACAACACACUUUCUCGCGAACAGCUUGGCGAAUUAUUAGAGCCUGCACUGCGUAUUCUAGCCAACCAUUCCAAUAUGAAGCCUCAUUUGGAUAACGGCAUGAACCAGAACGGCAUUUAUUAUAAUACUGAUUACUUUCGACUUUAUCUUGCUUUCGAACAGUUUCAGCGUACAUUUGCUAUCUUAUUCCCGAAUGAAAUUGUGCAAGUCUCCCCACCUGCUAAUGCAGUAGCAGUAGCAGAUAAUGAAGCAACAGGAAAAAACAACAGCAAUAACGACGCGAAUAGUGAAACCGAUAAUAACUCCACAACAACUACGAAUACCACUUCAGCCGCUUCGUCUUCAAACGCAGAACGCGACAAAGACCGAGAAAGAAACGCUAAUAUGAAAGCCUACCGUGUUUGGAUUGAACCUUUACUUACAGAAACUAACUGGGCGGCUUUCCGAAGAAAUAUCGUGGUGGGUGAACGUAUGAUGCAGCUCACCAAAUCUGUGGGUCAAGGUGUACUUCUCAUGACCAAAGAGCUCAGCGGUUCCAAACUUCACUUGACCUUCACGAACAGUGAAUGGGAUGAGUUUAUCAACGGCCUAAACUCUGGAAGGUGGGAUCAGACGAUCGAAUGGGACACCGAAGAAAAGAAGCAAUUGGAAGAGGAACAAAGAAGACGCGGUGAACAAGGUGUUCCAUUAUUGGUGUCUGAGCUACGUACAAAGUUUGCCACUCAUUAUUGGUUCUAUCCAGACGGUCUUUUGGUAUCGACGAAAGAAAGAAGAAUGUUAAUCCAUACCUCCACUGUACGAAGCAAUAGCGUCAGUAAUAGUGGCACUGCUGGUGGAAACAGCAGUAGUCAUAGCCAUUAUCACCGACAUCAGAAUAACUCACACCAGCAUUAUUUGCAACAGCAGCAGCAGCAGCAGCAGCAGCAUCAUCCGAGCCUUUACCCACAGCAUCAUUCAGCCGCAUCCUCCUCCUCUUCUACUGCACAUCAUCGAUUACUUUUGCAUGAAGAUAAUUUACAUCGCCGAAGCCAACAACAGUACCAACAUCAACACCAUCAGAACACCUGA